GUUUCGUCGUGACGACGGUUAGCUGGACGGCGGUGACUGGACCGGGACGACCGGGACGACCGGGAGGCUCACCGGCGAGCUGUCAGCGCUGGAGGAAGACCGGAGACUCGUCGUGUUGUCCGGUGUGACCGUUUAAAUGUUAUUGAGAGAUUGUUCCGGUGAACGGUGGAAGGUUAACCGGGAUGAAGUUCACCAGAGAUCUGUGCCGGCUGCUGGGCUUAGGAGGCGGAGGACCAUGUGAGGAGGAGAUGGAGGUACAGAAUGGAGCUCCUGACCUGACAGACAGAAGAAUAGACCGAGGCUCAUUGCAGCAGGCGACGCUGAACGACGAGGAGGGUUCGGAUGAUGAGGAGAGAACGAGGAGGAGAGCCGAGAGGAGGAAAGCUAAAAGGAAAAGGCAGAAAGAACGGAAGAAACUGGAGAGAGAGGAGAGGAUGGAGGAUGCUUCGGAGCAGUCACUGUGAACAGGAAGAGGAAGCUGCUGGAGCGGCGUCAGAGAGUGACAGUGAGGAAGAGGAGGAAUGGACCGCUGUUCGUCCCAGAAACAGAUGCAACCCUGAAUCAGUCCCUGCGCUGGUGACAACCGAGAACAAGAGCAACGGCCAGCUGCCCCACAGGACCUCGGAGGAGGAGCCAGAGUGGGAUGUCAGCAGUGCGUUUGUGGCCAACGCUGCCAGCCACAUCAAACUCAAAGCCUUGAAGAGCAGCAGAGGGAUCCAGAUCUCCAGAGAGAACAAGGAGAACGAGGCCAGGAGCUGCCAGGUGGAGAGCACAGAUGAAAUGAAGAGGAGGGGGGAGACCCUGACAGUUCAGGGCAUCCAGAUGUUCGAGCAAGGCCAGUACAGCCAGGCAGUGGACAUGUUUACAGAAGCCAUCUACUGUGACCCCAACGACCACAGGUUCUAUGGAAAUCGCUCCUGCUGUUAUUGGUGCCUGGAGCAGUACCCCCCCGCCCUGACAGACGCUCAGAGGUCCAUUCAGCUGGCUCCUGAUUGGCCGAAGGGAUACUUCCGUAAGGGGUGCGCUCUGAUGGGGUUAAAGCGGUACAGCGACGCGGAGGCGGCCAUGGAGCAGGUGUUGAAGUUGGAUCAGCACUGUAAGGAAGCGUCCAGUAAACUCUUCACCUGCCGCUUCCUGCAGCUCACGGAGUUGGGUUUUGAGGAAGAGCAGAGUAAAGAGCUGCUGGAGAAGUUCACCACCGUUCAGGCGGUCAUCAACUCAUCUGAGGCUCAAACUCUGAAGCAGGACCAGAGUGGGAGCUGUCGCUCUCUGUGGGUCGGGAACAUCACAUUGGAAGUUACAGAGAAAGAAGUCUGGGAUCUCUUCAAAAUGUUUGGUGAGAUAGAGAGCAUCCGUGUUCUUCAUGAACGUUUCUGUGCCUUCGUCAACUUCAAGAACGCCAACAUGGCUGCCGAAGCCCUGGAGAAGCUGCAGGGGGUGGAGCUGGGGAGCAGCAAGCUGGUGAUGAGGUACCCAGACCGCUGGAUCCAGCGCACCCUGCCUCCCCCCAUACAGAGGACCAACAGCAGCCUCGGCCACAACGCUGCAGGAACACAGCAGAGCUCAGCUGCCACCGGGUCCAGACGGUGUGUACCAGUAAAUGGAGACGAGUGCUUCUUCUGGCGGACCACAGGCUGUUACUAUGGUGACAAGUGCCGCUUCAAACACAUACCAGACCAACAAGGUCGAGACAAGAAACCAUGGCAACCUUAACGGUGUCCCCUACCUUGCCAACGCCAGCACCAGGGCUCAUCGGAGGAGGAGGAGGAGGAGGAGGAGGAGGAGGAACCGUAACACGACGGUUAGGACAGCGAGCAGGACGGAGGACGAGAAGCCUGAGAACACUGACAGCUGAAUGUGUGUGAGAGAGAGAGAGAGAGAGAGAGAGAGAGAGAGAGAGAGAGAGAGACAGAUACGGUCUGUAUGUGAUAGCCAAAGUCAGAGACUGUGAUUUACAGCAUCCACGGAGCCCAACCUCAGAAUGAAAGAACUCAUUGACGUGAUGUGAGGAGGUCCUCAGAGGAAUUUAAUUUAUUGGAAGCGUCACUGAGGCGUCUCUCGGCUCCAUCUGGAUCCUUCAAAAACCCCUGAUGAGCUCCUGGUUUCUGCAUGGAGACCCGUACUCUGUGGGAAUGUAUGUCAUCUGUCAUCAGAAGGGUUCACUUGGACAGAUGCGUUGAACCAUAUUGGAAACACGACCAGAACCCUGCUCUCUUUAACACUACUGUUGAAUCGCUUUAAAGGGCCAGUGUGAAGGAUUCAGGGGGAUCUAUGCACAGAAAUGGAAUUUAAUAUUCAUAAAUAUGUUUUCAUUAGUGUAUAAUCACCUGAAAGACACCUUGUGUGUACACAGGGAGCAGAGGCCUGUACUACGAAGCCAGUUCAACAUACUCAACAUACAUAUCUUCUCCUUAUCUGGUUUAACUAACCCUAACAAACGCGGCCCUGCGACGCUGGUUAUCAACCUGGUAAAUCAACCCAGAGUUUCUCUAUCUGGAUACGAGCGCGUUCACAUGAAAGGGGCGGUGUUUGCAGCAUCUGACCAAUCACAAACAUGGACAAGUCUGCUGUCAGCAGAGCCAAGAGCAAACUAUAAUAUUAGACAAAUACGGAGAAGUGAAACACUUAAUCAGACUAACAGUAACACAGUUGAAGCUGCCAGAUGCAGGAAGAACAGCUGGUGAAAGAAACAACUUGUCAAUGUGUGAAUGUCUAGACGGGGCAGUGAUAGAUAAAUAGCUUUCAGAAUAUAAUGGAUGAGUUCAUUACACUUCUUUAGACCAUUUAGCAAUAAAGCGGCGUGUGUGACUAUUUCAGCCUUCUUUCAGCUGCGUCCCGUCUCCGGCGGUGUGAAACAGACUUGAGAGCGAGUAAAAAAAAAUCAAUAUAACAACCUAAUUCAAAGCGGUAAACACCCCCAGCAUCCAGCCAGCAUCCAGCCAGCUGUUCUUCCUGCAUCUGUGAGUUUAACCUGGGUUGUUUUUAGCUGGAUUAUGAGUUCAACUUCUUCAUAUUUGUGUAAUAUUAU
Sebastes umbrosus (honeycomb rockfish) is the source of this 3028-nucleotide messenger RNA. Its product is annotated as tetratricopeptide repeat protein 31-like. The record is from RefSeq and is a predicted model, not a curated record. Gene Ontology annotation, molecular function: metal ion binding; protein binding; RNA binding. Lineage: Eukaryota; Metazoa; Chordata; Actinopteri; Perciformes; Sebastidae. The transcript is spliced from 16 exons. Bases 343 to 1713 code for a protein of 456 amino acids.